Peronospora matthiolae is the source of this 1002-nucleotide messenger RNA. The record is from the annotation of a GenBank genome assembly. Lineage: Eukaryota; Oomycota; Peronosporomycetes; Peronosporales; Peronosporaceae.
AUGACACCUACUACCGACUGGAGAUCCAGUACACCCGAGCAAGGCGAAUACACCUUCCUCCUCUUUCAAUCUGACGCUAGUACUCCGUCCUACGAAGAAGCUCAAUACACAGCUUCGACUCCACAUACCUCACUCAGCGACGAGGACAUCCUCGACAAGAUAUUCCAAGAAAUCAUGUCACCACAGGACGUACCGUCAAGCAGCUCUGGGGUGAACUCGCCAACUGCUACCAGCCCCUAUCAGCCCGUGCUGUCAUCGACGUCGGGCCUCGCGACUUCCAACACUUCGGCUCCUUCCACACCGCAGCUCCAUAGUACUCUACGUCGAGGCAGCAUCCCAUCGGCUUCGAUUGGGACCAUUUCACCCAACAUGGCCACAUCUCUACGUGUCCCGACUUUCCCAAUGAGUCACACGACAGGAGCACUUCGCAACAACACAGUGUUCUUCCCUACACUAUCGGAUGCCAAAACCAGCCGAACCAAUGCCACUUGUCUCCACGGAAGCUACGCUUCAAUGCUCUUUACUUCCCCAACGGCAGCGAGUCGCCGUACCUAUCGACGCACGAGUCGAUCAACUCGUCUUCAGAAGAAAAAACCGGCUUCCCGCAUUUGCCGCAUGGCGGGAUGCACGAAAGGCAUUCGCUCGAGAGGUCUGUGCAAAGCUCACGGAGGAGGUCGUCGAUGCACGACUCCUGGGUGCGAAAUCAGUGACCAAGGUGGAGGUCACUGCAUCGCACACGGCGGUGGCCGUCGGUGCUCCAUCAGUGGCUGCCAGAAGUCGGCUCAGUCGAAAGGGCUGUGCAAACUCCACGGCGGGGCUCGAUUGUGCCGCUUACCCGACUGCAACAAGAAUGGCCAGAUCAAGGGACUGUGCCGUCUACACUACAGCCUCACACUGGCAGGGAAGAACGCGGUGACAAUCAAGGUCGCAGGUCUUAUGCCUGAGCUCGAGUUACAACACAGUAGUAGCCGGAGUCCGUGCGACUUUGAGCUUCGGGUUUGA